UCAUAGAUUACCUUACGUACCUAUAUCCUACAAAUAUUUUUGUUUGGCAUUUGUUUUUAUUUCAAUGACAAAUAAAACGGAAGUCAAACUGAUAGUUUAUUAGAUUUUUACUGGAUUUUUAGCUUUAUAGAUAUUUAUCUGCCCAUUUAAGUAGGUGCUUCUAAUUUUUAAAAUUCAGAAAAAUGUCGUGCGAUCAGGAAUUUAGAACACUGCGAAUGGAUCCACGGUAUCCGUUUCAAAAUCAAACAAGAGCAUGUUACGACAACUACUGCGACUUCUACCGCUGCACGCGGCUGCUGGGCGAGGCGGACGACUGCAAGAUCUUCAAGCGCUACUUCCAGACCAUCUGCCCCAACUUCUGGAUCGAGCACUGGGACGAGUUGCGGGAGAAGGGCGCGUUCCCGGGACCUAUCUGAUCUGAUGGACGGGGUUCUGACAAUAAACAAUUGCGAAUAA
Molecule: messenger RNA, 456 nt
Organism: Maniola jurtina (meadow brown)
Lineage: Eukaryota; Metazoa; Arthropoda; Insecta; Lepidoptera; Nymphalidae
Product: cytochrome c oxidase subunit 6b-2-like
Exons: 2
Coding region: 183-416 (77 amino acids)
Cellular component (GO): mitochondrion; respiratory chain complex IV
Source: RefSeq, a predicted model, not a curated record